AUGGCACUAUAUGGGACUUCUGACACCUUGAUGUGCAAGGCGUUCCCAACGACCCUAAGGGGACCGGCCCGCGCAUGGUACAGCGGCCUGAAGACCGGGACCAUCUCUUCCUUCGACCAGCUCGCUCGAGACUUCAAGCUCAACUUCCUGGCCUACGCCCGUCCGAAGCCGUCCGUGGCGUUGCUCCUCGGACUCCACCAAAGGGAGGACGAGCCCCUCUCCCACUUCGUAAACCAUUUUACGACGCAGAUCCGAGGACUCUCAGACGCUCACCCUUCUCUAUUGAUGCAGGCGUUCAUGAUAGGCCUGCGGCCCUCCAGGUUCUUCUGGUCUCUGGUGGAGCGGCCCCCCACGACGGUACCCGAGAUGCUCCAGCGGGCGAGCCAGUUCGUCGCUGCAGAGACAUGGAUGGCCGGGAAGCGCGAAGAGCACAAGAUGUGUCGGGAGCUAAAGAGGCAGAUUGAGGAGCUCAUUCGUAGGGGACACCUCGGUCAGUACCUCCGACUGGACAAGGAACUUUCACCACGCCCGGAGGGUCCCAUUGAACGACACAUCGACGUAAUAGCUGGCGGCCCCGCAUCUGGGGGGGAUUCUAUGACCAGAAGAAAGGCGUACGCCAGAGCCGCUCCGGCCGAAGCUCCUAGGCACGGGCCCGAGCCUAACAUCACCUUCCCGGCCGAGGCAUUCGAACAAACCGAGCACGACGACGCGCUCGUGAUAUCGGCCAGAAUAGCCAAUGCGCAAGUAAGAAGGAUCAUGGUCGAUACCGGGAGCUCGGCCGACAUACUCUACUUCGACGCCUUCCAAAAGCUCGGCUUAUCCGGAGAUAACAUGAAGCCGAUGUUCUCGGCACUCACCGGAUUCACUAGUGAUUCAAUCUCGCCGCUGGGGGCGAUCACUUUACCAUUGACCCUGGGAGCCCCGCCGAGGUCGAAGAUGGUGAUGACCACCUUCCUGGUACUCGACCUUCCCGCUACAUAUAACGCCAUUCUCGGCCGGCCGACCCUCAACAAAAUCAGAGCUGUCGUCUCGACCUACUACCAAACUGUGAAGUUCCCGACCCAUGCCGGGACCGGAGUGGUCGUAGGAAGUCCCCGAGAAUCCAGGCGCUGCUACCUAGCCGCCGUUUCGCUACCCAAGAGGGCCAGGAUCGAACCACCGUUGGCGGACCCCCGGGAGGCAAAGAAGCCAGCCUCCCAUCCUGAGCCGAGGGGGUCCACCAUCGACGUGUCGCUGCUAGAAGAUCGGCCGAAGCAGAUGGUUAGGAUCGGGUCAGGGCUACCCGAGCAAGAAUGA
Molecule: messenger RNA, 1296 nt
Organism: Musa acuminata AAA Group (dessert banana)
Lineage: Eukaryota; Viridiplantae; Streptophyta; Magnoliopsida; Zingiberales; Musaceae
Exons: 2
Coding region: 1-1296 (431 amino acids)
Source: RefSeq, a predicted model, not a curated record